CUGGGUCAUCUUGUCUGCCCGCCGCUGGCCUGGCCCCGUCUGUCUCUCUCAGCAGCUGUCUUUCUCGCGCCCACUGGCCGGUCUCUCCUCUUCCCCGCAGUCGCCUCCUUCUCUGCCUGCCUGGGUGGCCGCCAUGGGCCGGAAGCGGCUCAUCACUGAUUCCUACCCGGUUGUGAAGAGGAGGGAGGGGCCCGCUGGGCACAGCAAGGGGGAGCUGGCACCCGAGCUAGGGGAGGAGCCCCAGCCCCGCGACGAGGAGGAAGCGGAGCUGGAGCUGCUGAGGCAGUUUGACCUGGCCUGGCAGUACGGGCCCUGCACCGGUGAGAACCUACCCAGCCCCACGGAGGUGCCUCUCCCAGACAGUCCCGUCACCCACAUGUCUCUGAAGUCACCCAAGCGCUUGUGUGACUCUGACCCUCAGGCACUGUCUCCCCCAAACACACACAUUCUCCAGCUCAGACUCUACCCCACCCCCCACAAGGCUCCAGAGUCUUCUUCCCACCCUGGCAGGGAUCACACGGCUGCAGCGCUGGUGUCGGGCCAAGCAGAUGGGCUUGGAGCCUCCCCCAGAGGUGUGGGAGGUGCUGAAGACCCACCCUGGAGACCCCCGCUUCCAGUGCAGCCUCUGGCAUCUCUAUCCCCUAUGAGGCACCAUGUAUGACCUCCUGCCCUUGGCUGUCUUGCUCAUUACCCAAGAAUCUCAGGACAGAAGCAAGAGCCCAUUGCUCCUGCUCAGCUCAGCCCCGCUGCGGAGGAACCCUUGGCAGGCAGAACCUGGAGGUGUCAGAGGCUCAACUCCUCCAUCUAACCAGCAGGCUCCCAGAGCCCCCCUGGAAGAGCCUGCACAGCUGAAGCAGAGUGCUUCUAGAUGGAGAGUGGUCACUGGGGAAAAGGACCUGGCCAUCACCUUCCAAUACCUGCUGCCUGUCUCCCUGACCCAUGGUGUGGCAAGUUAGGCACAGCCAGACAUGGACAGUUGAUCCAUGAGGCAAAGAUGCUGUCCUACCUAUAGCUAGGAAUCAGAGCAGGACUGGCUGAGCUCCCAGGGCAAGGGGUUCACUAAUGCUUACCAAUAAAGAAUAUUAAGCCUGGAA
This is a messenger RNA of Rhinopithecus roxellana (golden snub-nosed monkey), 1094 nucleotides long. It is a transcript of the gene POLD4, whose product is annotated as DNA polymerase delta 4, accessory subunit. Lineage: Eukaryota; Metazoa; Chordata; Mammalia; Primates; Cercopithecidae. Gene Ontology annotation, biological process: DNA-templated DNA replication; DNA synthesis involved in DNA repair. Bases 134 to 661 code for a protein of 175 amino acids. Gene Ontology annotation, molecular function: DNA-directed DNA polymerase activity. The transcript is spliced from 3 exons. The record is from RefSeq and is a predicted model, not a curated record. Gene Ontology annotation, cellular component: delta DNA polymerase complex.